AUGGAGCACAUGAAAAACAAGUCUUUUCUCUUUUGUCUCUUACUUAUUUGCUUGACAAAAAUUUGUACCUCAUCGCCAUCUAAUUACCCUCAAAACCAAACCCAAACUAGCCCGAGUGGGAAGAAGCAUUUUGUGUUGAUUCAUGGAGCUGGUCUUGGAGCAUGGUCUUGGUAUAAGGUGGCAACUUUACUCAAAGAUUCAGGCCACAAUGUCACAGCUCUAGACUUGGGAGCAUCUGGGAUCAACCCAAUUCAGAUACAGCAACUUCGUUCGAUCUCGCAAUAUGUCGAGCCAUUGACAAAGCUCAUGGUGUCUCUUCCACCAAAGGAGAGGAUCAUCCUCGUUGGUCACAGCAUGAAUGGGGCAGUCAUAUCUAUUUUCAUGGAGAGAUUUCCUGAGAAAAUUGCUGCUGCAGUAUACGUCACGGCUUUCAUGUCUGGUCCUACUCUCAAUUACUCGACUAUAUUGACAGAGGUUAAUAAAAGAUUGGACUAUUUGGACACUCAAUAUAGAUACGAUAAUGGGACCAACAACCCUCCAACCUCCUUUCUUCUUGGGCCUAAGGCCUUGGCAUUGAAGUUUUACCAGCUCUCCCCAGCACAGGAUAAAACACUAGUGUCCUCUUUGAUAAGAUUUUCUCCUCUCUUCAAUUAUGAUGUAAUAAAGCUCACCAAGGAGAAAUAUGGAUCGGUUCGUAGAGUAUUCAUUGUGUCUGGGCAAGACCAGGCAAUAGUGUUGGAUGUGCAGAAUUACAUGAUCAGGAACAAUCCACCAGAUGAAGUGAAAGUGAUUAGCGAUUCUGAUCACAUGGUCAUGAUCUCUAGACCAUUGAAUCUCUUCUACCACCUCCAAAACAUUGCUGAGAAAUAUUCUUAG
This is a messenger RNA of Prunus armeniaca (apricot), 876 nucleotides long. The record is from the annotation of a GenBank genome assembly. NCBI's taxonomy places the organism in Eukaryota, Viridiplantae, Streptophyta, Magnoliopsida, Rosales, Rosaceae.